Molecule: messenger RNA, 1692 nt
Organism: Psilocybe cubensis
Lineage: Eukaryota; Fungi; Basidiomycota; Agaricomycetes; Agaricales; Agrocybaceae
Exons: 2
Coding region: 1-1692 (563 amino acids)
Source: RefSeq, a predicted model, not a curated record
AUGGCCGACAAUAUUGUCAACACCAACCACACCAGUCUGAUGACGGAAGAUACUCAUUCUUUCGAUGCCAUUGAUGACAGAGGCGGACAGGUUCACAGACCUACUUCAUCUUCGCUGAAUGCUUUAGGUCCUGUCGUACCCGAAUCUUAUCCUGCAGACAGGCCUUUUGGUGGGCACGCAAGCAACCCAACGACACCCGGAGAACGGCUUCCUGGAGCUUUUCCCCAAACCAAAGAGGCUGAGCACGUCAGUAGUUUGAGUCGAGAUGCUGAUUACGUCAAGGAAGCCGCUUCAAGUGCAUUAGAAACAGCGAAGGAUUAUGUAUACAGCGCAGGCGAAGUUGUUGGAGGAUAUUUACCUAAAUCUGUAGCGGCAUAUCUUCCUACGAACGGAUCACCUCGACAAGGAGACGAAGCCUCUCAGCAUCACGAAAGCUCAGCCCGUAGAAAUGAAACUUUUACUGAAUCCCAUUCAUACACCCCGUCUGGACCUGAGGUCCAUGAAGAUAGCUCAAAGGAGAAGAAUACUCUAGAAUCCGUCGGCAUUACUGGUACAAGAGUGAUCGAGGACCGAAGACUUGUUGGCGAUACGCCGAAUCCAAGCAAAUCGACAACCCAAGAUAACAAUGAACCUAUAAGACCUCAGGACAAUAGCCUCACCUUACCCAGAUUUGGUACUACUGGCAUCGAUUAUAGUAUUUCAAACAACAGAAGCGGAGCUGCGAGCACAGUGUCCAAACAGUACGACGGGGCCAGCACUGACGCCAGCACUCGGACGCUUGCGGGUAGCCGCAUUGACACCUGGAGCCAUGCUGGAACUGCGACCAGUUCCACAAAGGAAGCAGAUGUGCGGAACAGAGAUGGGACGAUGAAAACGUCGUCAUCAGCUGCAGAUUCAUGUCAGCGAAAUCAUACCAUUCAGGACAAAGAGCACUCUGAUUUCAGCAACAAGGCCGAUCGACCCGAGUUUGAACAUCAUCCUGAGGAACCUCACCUUCUUACCGUUCCACCUGUUUCCAAGUCAGCUCACAAGUCUGCUGCGCCCCAUGUCAAUUCUCCUCCAGUCACCAGAGGUAGAGAGCACUUCGCCGCAGUUGAAAAGUCUACUAAACCUCGAUCAGACUCGAAACCGUUCAGUCAUCAGGACUCUUUAGGUUCCACUGUGGCGACACCUGGGCACGACGGUCAUGCUGAACCAUCUGGAAAGGGAAAGGAGAACGUUAGCGACGUCGCAACUAAUGCAAACAGCUAUGCGCCUACUUCUGCAGAGACUGGCGCGUUGGCAGGAGCUGUUACUGGAACUGAUACCUCUUCUAUGCAUCCUACCGUCAACAAUCCACCGACAACUGAUGAUACUGGUGCAUGGGCUGCAAAGGUGGUUCAAGGACUCGAUACCCCUGCUGCGGAACGUAACGUCAACGCUCAACAAACCGUUGGACACCUUACUCCUACCGCGCAGGUUAAUACCGGGGGCACAGAUGGCAACACCCCCAUUAUAUCCAAAGAGAUCGCUGAUGAGCACCGCACGGACUCAUCUGUUUUGGCGAAGACCAAGGGUGGCUCAGCAACGAAGACUAAGUUCAUGGACAAGCUGCGGGGAGAAAUCAAAGUAUUGUCUGGUAAAUUAGAGAAAAGCCCAGAGAAGGUUCAGGAGGGGAGGCGAAUGAUGGGCAAACCCACAUUGAAGAAUUAA